CGGAAACAAGGAUCAUAUGUCAUUAUAGUAGUCGGACUGCAUCUGAAAAUCAUGUACAGCUCAUACGUUUAGAUUCCAUAAUAACUUAUUCUGACCGUUAAUGAUAGAAGUCUUAUACACAUAAUUAUCGUAUUAGCGGACGGAUUGUUGAUCACCUGAGCUCUUAUAUAGAGCAUUAUUCUACUAGUCUACUUCCGGACAGACAGGUAGAGAACGAUGGAAGACAGAGGCAGCUCCCGGUCAGAUCUGAUCAAGGUAAACUGAAGCCCUGAUGACAUGAAUAGGAAACGCUUCCACGUCGUACAAGUAAUGUUUCCGUUUUAAUAGGAAUGUAUAGAGAGAUGGAUUAUGUUUGUUUUACACAUUGUGUCAGCUGUUUUUACUCCCAGCGAAAGAUCGAGCAGUUUAAGGGAGAAAGAGAAAGAGACACUUUCACUUUUGCAUUUAGUUCUGCAUGUGUGCUUUCAUGCUCGCUAGAUAUACAUUUAUUCACUGAUAAAGGAGACAGAAUAGUUGUGGGCUUAACUGUGUUGUAUUUGAAAAAACAUAACUUAAAAUUAUAAUAUAAAAAAGUGUGUGUGUGUGUGUGUGUGUGUGUGUGUGGCAGGACCAUGGAGAGCCCAGUCCUUUGGCUGUUCUCACUCCCCUAGCCCCUGGCAGAGGAGUGCUGUUCCCUCCAUCUCUCUUUCCUCCCUGCUCUGCCCUCCUCCCUCCAGUCAUCCCCCAUUCACAGGAAGACCUGUGGCAGCUACCUGGAAGACUACGUGAGUCAACCACACACACAAAUAUACAUACAUACACGCACACACACACUUACUUGUUGGCUAACAACUACGUGCAUGUAUAUGGUGUCUGUGUGUGUGUGUGUUUAGGUAUAAACCCGUCUCUGUGGGAUAAGGAGGAUGUGUGCCACUGGCUGCACUGGGCUCAGAGGGAAUAUUCUCUCCUCAGAACUGAGAGAGGACGUUUUGAGAUGAAUGGCAGAGCUCUCUGCCUCCUCACCAAGGAAGACUUCAGACGACGCUGUCCUGAUUCAGGUACGCCACUGGGGAGAGCUCCUCUCUCUGUUUCCAGGUGAUGUACAAUACGAGCUCCUCUCUCUCUGUUUCCAGGUGAUGUACUGUACGAGCUCCUCUCUCUGUUUCCAGGUGAUGUACUGUACGACCUCCUCUCUCUCUGUUUCCAGGUGAUGUACAAUACGAGCUCCUCUCUCUGUUUCCAGGUGAUGUACUGUACGAGCUCCUCUCUCUGUUUCCAGGUGAUGUACUGUACGACCUCCUCUCUCUCUGUUUCCAGGUGAUGUACAAUACGAGCUCCUCUCUCUGUUUCCAGGUGAUGUACUGUACGAGCUCCUCUCUCUGUUUCCAGGUGAUGUACUGUACGAGCUCCUCUCUCUGUUUCCAGGUGAUGUACAAUACGAGCUCCUCUCUCUGUUUCCAGGUGAUGUCAAUACGAGCUCCUCCUUUUCCGUUACGAGCUCCUCUCUCUGUUUCCAGGUGAUGUACUGUACGAGCUCCUCUCUCUGUUUCCAGGUGAUGUACUGUACGAGCUCCUCUCUCUGUUUCCAGGUGAUGUACUGUACGAGCUCCUCUCUCUGUUUCCAGGUGAUGUACAAUACGACCUCCUCUCUCUGUUUCCAGGUGAUGUACAAUACGACCUCCUCUCUCUGUUUCCAGGUGAUGUACAAUACGAGCUCCUCUCUCUGUUUCCAGGUGAUGUACUGUACGAGCUCCUCUCUCUCUGUUUCCAGGUGAUGUACUAUACGAGCUCCUCUCUCUGUUUCCAGGUGAUGUACUAUACGAGCUCCUCUCUCUGUUUCCAGGUGAUGUACUGUACGAGCUCCUCUCUCUGUUUCCAGGUGAUGUACAAUACGACCUCCUCUCUCUGUUUCCAGGUGAUGUACAAUACGACCUCCUCUCUCUGUUUCCAGGUGAUGUACUGUACGAGCUCCUCUCUCUCUGUUUCCAGGUGAUGUACAAUACGACCUCCUCUCUCUCUGUUUCCAGGUGAUGUACUAUACGAGCUCCUCUCUCUGUUUCUAGGUGAUGUACAAUACGAGCUCCUCUCUCUGUUUCCAGGUGAUGUACAAUACGACCUCCUCUCUCUCUGUUUCCAGGUGAUGUACUGUACGAGCUCCUCUCUCUGUUUCCAGGUGAUGUACAAUACGAGCUCCUCUCUCUGUUUCCAGGUGAUGUACUGUACGAGCUCCUCUCUCUGUUUCCAGGUGAUGUACUGUACGAGCUCCUCUCUCUGUUUCCAGGUGAUGUACUGUACGAGCUCCUCUCUCUGUUUCCAGGUGAUGUACUGUACGAGCUCCUCUCUCUGUUUCCAGGUGAUGUACAAUACGACCUCCUCUCUCUGUUUCCAGGUGAUGUACAAUACGAGCUCCUCUCUCUGUUUCCAGGUGAUGUACUGUACGAGCUCCUCUCUCUCUGUUUCCAGGUGAUGUACUAUACGAGCUCCUCUCUCUGUUUCCAGGUGAUGUACUAUACGAGCUCCUCUCUCUGUUUCCAGGUGAUGUACUGUACGAGCUCCUCUCUCUGUUUCCAGGUGAUGUACAAUACGACCUCCUCUCUCUGUUUCCAGGUGAUGUACAAUACGACCUCCUCUCUCUGUUUCCAGGUGAUGUACUGUACGAGCUCCUCUCUCUCUGUUUCCAGGUGAUGUACAAUACGACCUCCUCUCUCUCUGUUUCCAGGUGAUGUACUAUACGAGCUCCUCUCUCUGUUUCCAGGUGAUGUACAAUACGAGCUCCUCUCUCUGUUUCCAGGUGAUGUACAAUACGACCUCCUCUCUCUCUGUUUCCAGGUGAUGUACAAUACGACCUCCUCUCUCUCUGUUUCCAGGUGAUGUACAAUACGAGCUCCUCUCUCUGUUUCCAGGUGAUGUACAAUAUGACCUCCUCUCUCUCUGUUUCCAGGUGAUGUACAAUACGACCUCCUCUCUCUCUGUUUCCAGGUGAUGUACAAUACGACCUCCUCUCUCUCUGUUUCCAGGUGAUGUACAAUACGACCUCCUCUCUCUCUGUUUCCAGGUGAUGUACAAUACGACCUCCUCUCUCUCUGUUUCCAGGUGAUGUACAAUACGAGCUCCUCUCUCUGUUUCCAGGUGAUGUACAAUACGAGCUCCUCUCUCUGUUUCCAGGUGAUGUACAAUACGACCUCCUCUCUCUCUGUUUCCAGGUGAUGUACAAUACGACCUCCUCUCUCUCUGUUUCCAGGUGAUGUACAAUACGACCUCCUCUCUCUCUGUUUCCAGGUGAUGUACAAUACGACCUCCUCUCUCUCUGUUUCCAGGUGAUGUACAAUAUGACCUCCUCUCUCUCUGUUUCCAGGUGAUGUACUGUACGAGCUCCUCUCUCUGUUUCCAGGUGAUGUACAAUACGAGCUCCUCUCUCUGUUUCCAGGUGAUGUACAAUACGAGCUCCUCUCUCUGUUUCCAGGUGAUGUACAAUACGACCUCCUCUCUCUCUGUUUCCAGGUGAUGUACAAUAUGACCUCCUCUCUCUCUGUUUCCAGGUGAUGUACUGUACGAGCUCCUCUCUCUGUUUCCAGGUGAUGUACAAUACGAGCUCCUCUCUCUGUUUCCAGGUGAUGUACAAUACGAGCUCCUCUCUCUGUUUCCAGGUGAUGUACAAUACGAGCUCCUCUCUCUGUUUCCAGGUGAUGUACUGUACGACCUCCUCUCUCUGUUUCCAGGUGAUGUACAAUACGAGCUCCUCUCUCUCUGUUUCCAGGUGAUGUACAAUACGACCUCCUCUCUCUCUGUUUCCAGGUGAUGUACUAUACGACCUCCUCUCUCUCUGUUUCCAGGUGAUGUACAAUACGAGCUCCUCUCUCUCUGUUUCCAGGUGAUGUACUGUACGAGCUCCUCUCUCUGUUUCCAGGUGAUGUACAAUAUGACCUCUCUCUGUUUCCAGGUGAUGUACUAUACGAGCUCCUACAGUGUGUGAAGCAGCAGAGAAGAGGUGUGGCCUGUGGAGACCAAACUCCACUCACCCUGACCCUCCCCCAGCCCCCUCUCAGUCUCACCCAACUCCCCCCUACUAUAAACACCCAGUCACCCCAAACCAAUGGAAGCCAGGGUCCCCGACCGCUAGGAGCCAAUGUAUCAACAGGUGAGUUUCUGUUCUGUUCUAACCUAACAAGCAUAAAAGAAACGCCAUCCGGUGUUCAGGGAGAAACGGAAGCUAGGUUGAAGAUGACUGUACCCCUUAAAACGUAACGUUAUGACUAUAACUGCUGUUCCCUGAAGGAGGGAAACGAGGUACAGCACACUAUGGGGUGUCGCACUCUUGCGACUUCGAUUGAAGGAUCUACAGUCACGCCUGACAAGGCCAAUUAAAUCGCACCUCGUUGGAAGCCCCGCCUUCCACAGGUGAUAAGCAUGAGGCUCGAAUUCAUUCCUUCAAUUUAAUACCGCUCUUCACCGAGCCGAGGAACAGCCGGCACUGCGCUAAACAGCCGCUAUACCUCGUUUCCCUCCUUCAGGGAACAGUAGUUAUACUCAUAACUUUACGUUCUCUUUCAGUCAGUCAACUUCGGUACAACAUACUAUGGGGAAAUAUAAUCACACCCCAAGCCGGAUACUAAAUGAAACGUGCAUAAAGCUCACAGCAGACAGGGCAUGUCAGCUCUCUUGCUCUUCAGAAGCAAAAGGAGGAGGUGAAAAGGGAAAUAGACAUGGCCAUAACAUAGUCAUGACUUUCAAGGCGAAGGGAGCAUUUGAAUGCAACGUCACCUUAAAGUCGGCCGGGGCCAACUGAGCGCCGGAUAACGCGUGGAGGCCAUGAGCACGGAGGUUUUGUAGGAGAGGAUCUUCAGAUCCACUGACUCCAGAGGCUCAAAGGGGGCAAAACACAGUGCCUCCAAAACCAGCGCCAAGUCCCAUGUGGGCACAAUAUGUUUAGAGACCGGUCGAUGAGACGUUUUACACCUUUCAGGAACCACACCACCAGGGCAGGGCGGUCUGAGAAGACAUACACCUUUCAGGAACCACACCACCAGGGCAGGGCCCCCGGUGAGGCUCCGUCAACUCCCACAUGACACGCUGAGAUAGCGGCCAUGUACACUUUUUUUUUUAAAGCUGCUGUAGCACAGGGGGUUGGUGGCACCUUAAUUGGGGAGGACGGGCUCGUGGUAAUGGCUCUCUCUCUGCAGGUGGUAUUGGGGAGGACGGGCUCGUGGUAAUGGCUGGAGCGGAAUGGGUGGAAUGGUUUCAAAUACAUCAAACACAUGGUUUCCAUGGUUUGAUGCCGUUCCAUUCGUACCGUUCCAGACAUUAUUAUGAACCGUCCUCCAAUCAGCAGCCUCCACUGACCUGUAGGAACACAAGGAUGUCCCUCACAGAGCACUGAAAAGGAACCAGUCCUUUAUCUUGGUACCAGAGCUCAAACACUUGCCACUUAUACGCAUACAGCGCUAUCAUGGAGGGAGCCCUUACAGACUGAAUGGUAGUUAUAGCAUUCGGAGGUAAACCUCUAGCCAUCAGAUUGGCCCUCUUAGGGGCCAGGCCCAUAGGAACCAAAUCUUCGGCCUUGCUUGUCAAACCUGGCCGUGUGCCUGGGACAACAGAUCUCCACGAACCAAGGCUGCCUGGGCCAACGGGAAGCAACAAGAAUCAAUGAUAAGCCCUUCCGGUGCGGACUGAAUCAGAACCACUGGCGGAAACGCGGAAAGGACGGUCCGAAGCCACUGGUGUGCCAGCGCGUCCGUUCCCAAUGGGGCACGCAGGACCCUCAUCGAGAAAAAUAAGACACUGCACGUUUUCUCGCGAUGGGUAAAGAUCUACGUCGGCCCUGCCAAAAAAGUCCAUAACAGGGAGACCACCCAGGGGUGUAGCCUCCACUCCUGAGAGAGAGGGUCCCACAUGGUUAAAAGAUCUGCACCCGAGUUGAGGCAACCGGGGACAUGCGUCGCCCAAAGCGAGAGCAUAUGCACACUGCCCCCCAGCAAUAGGGAGCAAGCCACGGUUAGGAGGGAGAGAGACCGUCUGUAGAUGAAUGCCACCGCUGAAAUAUUGUCGGCUCUGACCAGCACAAGCCGGCCCGACAAAGGCGGGUGGAAGCGUCUGAGCACCAGACACACCGUUAGGCACUCCAGGUAAUGAAUAUGCAGUGCGUGUCACCAUCUGUCGUGAUCAGCUUGAGGGAUACAACUCUGCCCAUGGGAGCCCCCUGACAAUAGUAGAGGGUCCCACCGCUGGGACAGGGCCCAAAGGCCUGACGGGGACACCCAAAGUGACCGGUUUAGGCUGCGAGAUGCACCCAGGUGAGUAGCUAGCACUCAGCGCUGAAAGGGCUGCAUCAACUAUAGCCCCAUGGGGAACGACUUCCAUCACAGAAGCCUUCGUCCCCAGUAGGCACUGGCCAAAACGCACUGUGUGACCCACCUGAAAUUUGGCUAAGCAGAGCCGGAACCCGGACACCCUCCAUGGGGAUAGAAAAGCGCGAAACGCGAGUGAGUCUAGCUCGAGAACCAGACGCAGGAUGCGCUGAGAUGAAGUCAGACAGCUCUUUUUCUGGUUUCUUAUGAAGCCUAGAGACUGAAUACGGGACAGUAGCAUGGAUGUCUGCUUGCCCCCUCGACUCCUCCACUACCAGACAAGACGCUUGAGCUUUCUGAGUUUGAGACUGAGGUGCUUGCUGAGGGCACGUAGGUCUAGAAUGGGAUGCAAAUUCCUGACCCUUUUCGGGACCAGGAAAUACAGUACAACUCAGACUGCCUGCUUCAAGAGAUGGGAGGCUAUUUCCUCCCUCAAAAUGGACGCUGAGGCCUCGGGAACAGUCGACGUGAUGACUCUGCACAACUAAUUGUAGCCUGUACCUUGACAUCACUGUUUGCAUGAUCCAGAGUGGCACACCGUUGGUCGGAGCAGACAGCGAGCCUCCCGUGAAGUGCCAUCUGAAGGGGCGAGACGCCACCUUGACAACCGUUUCCACCACUCUUGACAACCGUGUGUCUGAACUUGGAGAAGGGACACUUUUCAUCGAACUCACAUGAACACUGUGGAACUUGGGGUUGAAAAAACAGUGUUUAUGUGCUAAGGUUUGCCUAAAGCCCGGCCCACUCUGGGUACAAGGGCUCCGACGAUCAGUGACAAACUCCGAUUGGGAGUGCCACCUGGGGGUACACUUGUCACAACGAGCCAGUGAGGCGGUAAGAUGCGUUCCAGUAACCAGCUGGCACCCAGCGCUGGAUGGAAUGCAUUAUCAUGGAGGUUACCUUACAGACCGGUCAUGGGUACUGGCUGGGAAUGGGACAGACAGCACUGGAAAAUCGGACCCCUUCUGUAGUAACAGACGGACGAUAAAUGAUCAAUUCUAAUUCCCAGGAAUGAAAAGCACUGAGCUGGAGAAAAGACAGCUCAUUUCGGGGUUCAUAUGAACCACAGGGAAUGUGUAUGGGAUAAUAGCAUGGUCCAACUCUGCUUGUUCCCCCAUAACCUGUAUCACUAGACAGCCCAUAGAGACUAGUGAGCUACAGGCAGGAAUCGGCAAUGGAUCCCAGUAAUGAGCCAUCUAUGGGGAGGGGUGCCCCCUUGUGGACAGAGAGCGAAUCGCCCAACUUAUUACUCCCACCCUGGGGCAUGGCUGCCCGAGGGCUACUUCCUCAUUGGAGGAGCAUGCCCCGCUCUCUCUACUCCCUCCAACUCCAGGAAUUUAAAAUAGGAAUGGGUUUGCCAUAGUGCUGGGGGAACACUAGUUAGCUUCAUUCACCGGAAGUUAUGCAUGCUAGCCGACGCUAGCUAACCUCUUUGACCGCAGCACGGUCCGUUUAGAAUAACCAAGAGACUUAAUGCUACGUAUACUAAACGAGAUCUACCCAAGCAACUCCACCAUGGGGAGGCAGGAAUAGAUCAACUCCACCGUGGGGAGGCAGGAAUAGAUCAACUCCACCGUGGGGAGGCAGGAAUAGAUCAACUCCACCGUGGGGAGGCAGGAAUAGAUCAACUCCACCGUGGGGAGGCAGGAAUAGAUCAACUCCACCGUGGGGAGGCAGGAAUAGAUCAACUCCACCGUGGGGAGGCAGGAAUAGAGCAACUCCACCGUGGGGAGGCAGGAAUAGAUCAACUCCACCGUGGGGAGGCAGGAAUAGAUCAACUCCACCGUGGGGAGGCCGGAAUAGAUCAACUCCACCGUGGGGAGGCAGGAAUAGAUCAACUCCACCGUGGGGAGGCAAGAAUACAUUUACAUUACAUUUACGUCAUUUAGCAGACGCUCUUAUCCAGAGCGACUUACAAAUUGGUGCAUUCACCUUAUAGCCAGUGGGAUAACCACUUUACAACUUUUUUUUUUGUGGGGGGGGGGGGAUGGGUAGAAGGAAUACUUUAUCCUAUCCCAGGUGUUCCUUAAAGAGGUGGGGUUUCAAAUGUCUCCGGAAGGUGGUGAGUGACUCCGCUGUCCUGGCGUCGUGAGGGAGCUUGUUCCACCAUUGGGGUGCCAGAGCAGCGAACAGUUUUGACUGGGCUGAGCGGGAACUGUGCUUCAGCAGAGGUAGGGGAGCCAGCAGGCCAGAGGUAGAUGAACGCAAUGCCCUCGUUUGGGUGUAGGGACUGAUCAGAGCCUGAAGGUACGGAGGUGCCGUUCCCCUCACAGCUCCGUAGGCAAGCACCAUGGUCUUGUAGCAGAUGCGAGCUUCAACUGGAAGCCAGUGUAGUGUGCGGAGGAGCGGGGUGACGUGAGAGAACUUGGGAAGGUUGAACACCAGACGGGCUGCAGCAUUCUGGAUGAGUUGUAGGGGUUUAAUGGCACAGGCAGGGAGCCCAGCCAACAGCGAGUUGCAGUAAUCCAGACGGGAAAUGACAAGUGCCUGGAUUAGGAUCCGUGCCGCUUCCUGUGUAAGGCAGGGUCGUACUCUCCGAAUGUUGUAGAGCAUGAACCUACAGGAUCGGGUCACCACCUUGAUGUUAGCGGAGAACGGGUGUUGUCCAGGGUCAUGCCAAGGCUCUUCACACUCUGGGAGGAGGACACAACGGAGUUGUCAACCGUGAUGGCGAGAUCAUGGAAUAGGCAGUCCUUCCCCGGGAUGAAGAGCAGCUCCGUCUUGCCAAGGUUCAGCAUGAGGUGGUGAUCUGUCAUCCAUACUGAUAUGCCUGCCAGACAUGCAGAGAUGCGAUUCGCCACCUGGUUAUCAGAAGGGGGAAAGGAGAAGAUUAGUUGUGUGUCGUCUGCGUAGCAAUGAUAGGAGAGGCCAUGUGAGGAUAUGACAGAGCCAAGUGACUUGGUGUAUAGCGAGAAUAGGAGUGGGCCUAGAACUGAGCCCUGGGGGACACCAGUGGUGAGAGCAUGUGGUGCGGAGACAGCUUCUCGCCACGCCACUUGGUAGGAGCAACCGGUCAGGUAGGACGCAAUCCAAGAGUGAGCCGCGCCGGAGAUGCCCAGCUCGGAGAGGGUGGAGAGGAGGAUCUGAUGGUUCACAGUAUCAAAGGCAGCAGACAGGUCUAGAAGGACAAGAGCAGAGGAGAGAGAGUUAGCUUUAGCAGUGCGGAGAGCCUCCAUGACACAGAGAAGAGCAGUCUCAGUUGAAUGACCAGUCUUGAAACCUGACUGGUUUGGAUCAAGAAGGUCAUUCUGAGAGAGAUAGCAGGAGAGUUGGCUAGAGACGGCACGCUCAAGAGUUUUGGAGAGAAAAGAAAGAAGGGAUACUGUCUGUAGUUGUUGACAUCGGAGGGAUCAAGUGUAGGUUUUUUGAGGAGGGGUGUAACUCUCGCUCUCUUGAAGACGGAAGGGACAUAGCCAGCGGUCAAGGAUGAGUUGAUGAGCGAGGUGAGGUAAGGGAGAAGGUCACCGGAGAUGGUCUGGAGAAGAGAGGAGGGGAUAGGGUCAAGCGGGCAGGUUGUUGGGCGGCCGGCCGUCACAAGUCGCAAGAUUUUAUCUGGAGAGAGAGGGGAGAAAGAAGUCAAAGCAUAGGGUAGGGCAGGACCAGCAGUGUCAUUUGACUUAACAAACGAGGAUCGGAUGUCGUCAACCUUCUUUUCAAAAUGGUUAUCCACAGAGAGGGAGGAGGGGGGGAGGGGGAAAAGAUUCAGUGAAAAGAUGCCAGGUCCGCAGGGAGCCCUGUUCUGUGAGCUCGCAAUGAGUCAUCAAGCCACGGAGCUGGAGGGGAGGACCGAGCCGGCCGGGAGGAUAGGGGACAUAGAGAGUCAAAGGAUGCAGAAAGGGAGGAGAGGAGGGUUGAGGAGGCAGACACACACACACACACACACACAUACAGACACACAGACACACACACACACACACAGACACACACACACACACACACACACACACACAUACACACACAGACACACACACAGACACACAGACACACACACACACAACACACACACACACACACACACACACAGACACACAGACACACAGACACACACACAGGUCAGGUGUAGGUGGUUUCCGUGAGGGCAGUUGGUUGUGGUGUGUGUGGGUGUGUGUGUGUGCCAGUAGGUUUGUUCUGUUAACCCCCAGUCCCCCCUCUCUGUCUCCCUCUAUCCUCCUCUGUCUCCUCACUCCCCCUGUCCCCACCUCUACCUUGUCUCCCCCUCUCCCCCCUCUCUACACACACACACACACACACACACACACACACACACAUAUACACACACACACACACACACACACACUGGUGAGCACCACACACACACUAUGCACAGCAACUUUUUUAUCUGUUUGUGAUCUCUCUCUCAGAUGUGUCCAAGUGUCCUCCCACAAUCCUAGCUCCAGGAGGAGGAGCCUCUCAACCUGUCCAAUCAGGAGAGGCCUCAUGAUGAAGUCCCACCCCAGAGAGGCCAAUGGCAGUUUCCAGGUAACGCACACCACACACUCAGACCACACACAUCAGACACACACACAGCACACACAGACCCUCCUCUCGAGUACAGAUAGUCUCCUUAUCUGAGCUGUUAGAUCGAAGCAUAGAGAUCUAGAAUCUAGUCGUCUGGACUGAUACGUAUUAGAUAAGUCUUCAUUCUCUCUAUAAUCUCCUAUAUAUAUCUAUCUAUCUAUCUAUAUAUCUCUAUCUCUAUAUAUCUCUCUAUAUAGUCCGCCUCUAUACUGUUGUCUAUAUGUUAAUCUAUCUCUGUACUCUGUCUCUCUCUCUUUCUCUCUCUGGUCUCUCUCCUGGCCUCUCCUCUCUCUCUCUCUCUAUCUCUGUAUCUCUCUCUCUCUCUCUCUCUCUCUAUCUCGCUCUCUCUCUAUCUCUCUCUAUCUCUGUCUCUCUCUCUGUCUCUCUCUCUCUCUCUGUCUCUCUCUCUGUCUCUCUCUCUGUCUCUCUCUGUCUCUCUCUCUGUCUGUCUCUCUCUCUGUCUCUGUCUCUCUCUGUCUGUGUAGACUGCAGGUUGCUGUGGGACUAUGUGUACCAGCUGUUGUCAGACCAGCGUUACCAGCCCUUCAUCCGCUGGGAAGACCAGGAGAGCCUGGUGUUCAGGGUGGUCGACCCCAACGGACUAGCUCGACUCUGGGGGAACCACAAGGUACGCUGGGGGUCUGUCUGGAGCUCACAGGACGGAUGGUGUCACAGAGUUCUAGUAAAGGGUUGGGGUCAAUUCCAUUUCAAUUCAGUCAAUUCAGGAAGCAUUUUUGGAAAUGGAAUUUCAGUUUCCUACUAGAAUUGACAGUGGUGAUGAUGGUGGUGGUGAUGACGGUAGUGAUGGUGAUGACGGUAGUGAUGACGGUAGUGAUGGUGAUGACGGUAGUGAUGACGGUAUGAUGGUGAUGACGGUAGUGAUGAUGAUGACGGUGGUGGUGACGGUAGUGAUGUGAUGACGGUAGUGAUGACGGUAGUGAUGGUGAUGACGGUGGUGGUGACGGUAGUGAUGGUGAUGACGGUGGUGAUGACGGUAGUGAUGGUGAUGACGGUGGUGGUGACGGUAGUGAUGAUGAUGACGGUGGUGAUGAUGGUAGUGAUGGUGAUGACGGUAGUGAUGGUGAUGACGGUGGUGGUGACGGUAGUGAUGGUGAUGACGGUAGUGAUGGUGAUGACGGUAGUGAUGACGGUAUGGUGGUGAUGACGGUAGUGAUGAUGAUGACGGUGGUGGUGAUGUCUCCCUGUAGAACCGAGCCAACAUGACGUAUGAGAAGAUGUCUCGUGCUCUAAGACACUACUACAAACUCAACAUCAUCAAGAAAGAACCAGGACAGAAGCUACUCUUCAGGUGGGACACACACACACACACACACCACACACACACACACACACACACACACACACACACAUACACACACACACACACACAGACACACACACACACACACACACACACACACACCACACUCAGCCCUUCUCCUCUCCUCUCCAGGUUUCUCAAGACCCCCCAGGAGAUCAAGCGACACCGAGCGGACCGCCUCGACUCAGCAGAUUCCCCUGAACACACACACACACCCUCACACACACUCCGGCGGGACUUCAGUGAGGAUGGUUUGGAGUUGUCCCCUGAAUACAGCCCCCCAAUCUCUAACCCCUGA
Coregonus sp. 'balchen' is the source of this 12460-nucleotide messenger RNA. NCBI's taxonomy places the organism in Eukaryota, Metazoa, Chordata, Actinopteri, Salmoniformes, Salmonidae. The record is from the annotation of a GenBank genome assembly.